Molecule: messenger RNA, 2445 nt
Organism: Synchytrium microbalum
Lineage: Eukaryota; Fungi; Chytridiomycota; Chytridiomycetes; Synchytriales; Synchytriaceae
Gene: SMI245
Product: arginine---tRNA ligase
Exons: 6
Coding region: 1-2445 (814 amino acids)
Biological process (GO): arginyl-tRNA aminoacylation; mitochondrial translation
Cellular component (GO): mitochondrion; cytoplasm
Molecular function (GO): arginine-tRNA ligase activity; ATP binding
Source: RefSeq, a predicted model, not a curated record
AUGAGACUAGUACAUACAAAAGCAAGACCAUUACGACAUUUACUGACAUCUAUUACGCUUCAUAUAGUACUACCAUAUAGACUACAAUCUACUACUGGCUUUGGAAUGCCUCUCCCACAAACCCAGAAUAGCAAUGACGAGGCAGUCGCCUUCCUGACCUUCUCUCCAAAUUCGAUCCCUUAUGCCGAAGUAGCCUCCUAUUAUCAUGCUCGUGAACAGGAACCCACAGCUCCAUCAUUGCGUGUUGGAUUGACUUAUGACAUCUUGGCUCCUGCAAGCCUAACAAUCCGUGAUGCAUCCCAGCCAAAUGGAAAGACAAUCAUCUCGGGAAAAUCAAACAUCGCCAGAUUCAUUGCCAGAGCAUUCUACGGUCAUGCUGGCUCUCUAAGCACGAAACUGUCACCUGCACUUCAAGCUCAAACUGAUGUCUGGUUGGAUGCUGUCAAGCCAGACAGUAAAACUCCAAUAUCUAUAGACAAGUUGAUCCAAACUAUAGACUCCCAACAUGGAAUGUUGAUGGAUGGUGUAAAAGAUGUCACGGUUGCUGACUUUAUGGCCUGGGACUUUGUCAAGAGAACCACAGCUACAACACCUGCUACUGCAAACGGAGUCAAAAAGCACGCUGCAUAUGAUAAAUGGCUGGCCCGUGUCGAAGAAGCCCCAUCUACGCAAAAAGCACUACAUGAUAUAGAAUUAGCAUUGAGGGGUGUCAACCAUUUGGAAAUCUUUCGACAUGCUAUUGCCUCACAGAUAUCUGCUACUCUCAAUCUACCAAUCAGCACUAUUCGCCCUGUAAUCGAAGUCCCUGCUGAUAAUCGUAAUGGUGACUUUGCCGUGCCUAUACCUCGAUUACAGCUGCCCGGUAAUCCUGUAGAAAUAUGCAAGAAGGUUGCUGAAAAAAUAACACCCAACGAGUAUAUACUAUCAUGCAAGCCAUUAGGACCCUUCCUCAACUUUGUCACAAACCGCACCGUCUUACGUGACCGUGUCAUCCCGCAAGUACUAGAACUUGGCUCCCUUUACGGUCGAAAUGCAUCUGGAUUUGGUAAAUUGGCCAUCUCAGAGUUUAGUAGUCCAAAUAUCGCAAAGCCCUUCCAUCUAGGGCAUUUACGAAGUACCAUCAUUGGUAACUUUAUCAAAAACAUAUUGGAGGCUAACGGAUGGGCUACUGUAUCGAUCAACUAUUUGGGUGAUUGGGGUAAACAGUACGGUGUGCUGGCUGUUGGAUUUGAUCGAUAUGGAAGUGCUACCAAGAUCAAGGAAGAUCCGAUUCGACACUUGUUUGAUGUUUAUGUGCAGAUAAAUAAUGACAUGGGGAAAGACAAGGAAGCUCCACAAUAUAAGGAAAUCAAUGAAGCUGCACGUGCCUACUUCAAGAGAAUGGAAGAUGGUGAUCCAUCAGCUCUGGCAGUGUGGCAGCAAAUGCGUGAUUUGAGUAUUGAAGCCUACAAGCUUGCUUAUGGCCGAUUAAAUAUUGGAUUUGAUGUAUAUUCUGGAGAGUCACAAUACUCAUUGGCCGAAAUGAAUGAUGUACUGAAGGACCUGCGAGCCAUGGGUCUUUUAGAAGUAUCCCAAGGAGCGGAACUUGUAAAUCUCGAAUCAUAUGGACACGCAAAAGCUCUCAUUACCAAAUCUGACGGCAGUAUGCUGUAUCUCUCUCGAGAUAUCGCAGCUGCUAUUGAUCGAUACAACUAUUACCACUUUGAUCACAUGUAUUAUGUGGUGGCCAGUCAACAAGAUCUGCACUUUAAGCAACUCUUCACCAUACUGUCACUCAUGGGUAAAUCAUGGUCGAAACAAUGCACCCAUAUAUCGUUUGGUAUGAUUAAAUCCAAGGAUGGUAAUAUGAGUACUCGAAAGGGUACUGUUGUAUUCCUUGAAGAUAUCUUGAAUAGUGUCAAAGAUGAAAUGCAUGAUUUGAUGAAGGCCAAUGAAGUGAAGUAUGCUCAGGUUGAGAAUCCGGAAAGGACGGCUGACAUUGUGGGGCAGUCUGCUGUUAUGAUUCAGGAUAUGUCUGCUCGUCGAAACAAGGAUUAUGAAUUUAACAUGGACCGUAUGCUUGCCUUUGAAGGUGACACUGGGCCAUAUCUUCAGUAUGCCCACUCCCGCUUAUGUUCCAUUGAACGUCGAUCAGGAUUGACAAUCCCAGCCAAAUUCUCCUUAUCAAAUCUCGAAAACGACAAGGAAAUGGGACCUUUAAUAGACAUGAUCUCACAACUACCCGAUGCCAUAAUAGAUGCAUCUCGAAAUAUGGAGCCAUCCACCAUAGUCACGUAUUUGAUGAAGCUGUCACAUACAGUCUCGUCGGCAUUGAACGAGUUGGUGGUUAUUGGUGAAAAGAACAAGGAUACAGCUAUUGCUAGAUUGGCGGUGUAUAAGGCAUCACGUAUUGCAUUAGGAAAUGGGAUGUCUGUGUUAGGUCUUUUGCCCUUGGAACGUAUGUAG